Messenger RNA from Suhomyces tanzawaensis NRRL Y-17324, 786 nucleotides. Its product is annotated as acetate uptake transporter family protein. NCBI's taxonomy places the organism in Eukaryota, Fungi, Ascomycota, Pichiomycetes, Serinales, Debaryomycetaceae. Bases 1 to 786 code for a protein of 261 amino acids. The record is from RefSeq and is a predicted model, not a curated record. The transcript has a single exon. Gene Ontology annotation, molecular function: acetate transmembrane transporter activity. Gene Ontology annotation, cellular component: plasma membrane.
AUGACUUACGAUUCGUCCAUAGACUCUACUCCCAAAGCCACCGAUUCCCAAGAGUCCGAGGCACCCCAAACCUCCCGGCUCCGUUUUCACGGCCAUGGCGACGAAAUCGUGAUUAUUGAUAACAAGAAGUACUUUCGCCACGAGCUCAUGGAGGCAUUUGCCGGGACAUUGAACCCUGGUUUGGCUCCGUACCCCAAGCACCAGUUCGGAAAUGCUAGUGCGGUGGGAUUGGCGUCGUUCGCCAUGACCACCUUUGUGUUGGGCCUAUACACUGCUGGAGCCCAGGGAGUCAAGAUCACAAACGUGGUUGUUGGCUUGACGUUCUUUUAUGGAGGAGUGGUCCAGUUUCUAGCAGGAGUCUGGGAAAUGGUCAUUGGUAACACGUUCGCUGCAACCGCGUUUGUGAGUUAUGGAUCAUUCUGGCUCUCUUAUGGUGCCAUAUUUGUCGAGAGUUUUGGAAUCGCCAAAGCGUAUGCUGAUGAUCCGGUUCAGAUGGGAAACGCCGUGGGGUUCUUCUUGUUGGGCUGGGCCGUAUUCACCUUCAUUAUGCUCCUAUUGACCCUCAAGUCUACGGUGAUGUUCAUCGCAUUGUUCCUGACUUUGGACAUGGCCUUCAUCCUUCUUGCGGUAGCCAACAUGACUGGAUCUGCUUCUGUUACUAAGGCCGGUGGUAUAUUCUGUGUGAUCACCGCAUGCUGUGGCUGGUACUGUGCUUUUGCUGGUGUUGCAACCAAGCAGAACUCCUAUUUUAUUGCUAAUCCUAUACAAGUUCCUGUAUUUGGAUGA